Symbiodinium natans is the source of this 960-nucleotide messenger RNA. The record is from the annotation of a GenBank genome assembly. Lineage: Eukaryota; Dinophyceae; Suessiales; Symbiodiniaceae.
AUGCCAGCCAACACCAGUGCACGUUGGCUGGUGGGUCUGGUGUACCUUUUCUUCCUGGCCGUCUUCCUGGCCGCCGCUGCAGGCUACGAGGGUUAUUUCUUCUUGGCCGAGCGCAGCAUCCACGAGAACCAAGUGAUCGGGCAAUGCUUCGAUGGUCGGCCCGGCGGUGAGAGUCGUGAGGAUGCCAAGUUCACAGUGCGGCCAAGUCCCUGGAACAUGCAUCCACGCCGCGGCGAUCCACCCAAUCCGCAGCUUCUCUGCGACAUCCCGGUCUAUGCAUACGAAUGCCCAGCCUGGGCAAGCAGGAGGGAUUGUGCCCAGCUCCACCCAGAGGAGCUGCAGGAGGUGAAGCUCAUGAGGACGCAAGAGAGCGGGGUCUUCUGCUUCGGCUCGCUGGGCUGGUUCUCGUGGGAUCAGGAGGCAUGCGAUGCGGACGUCUGGUCCUGCACCUUUGGCCCUUGCAAUGGGUACCAGAAGAGCGCGCGCCUUUGCGCGGCCGAGCUCUCCAGCGGAUCCUACCUUUGCCACUUCGACCCCAAAGCGCCCGGUGCUGGCGUGAGCGAGAGUUCCUUCGCCUACCCGCGCUGGCGGGGGCUUGUCGCAGGAGCUUUGGCAAUUCUGGCGCUCGGAACUGGGGUCCCUGCAUGCUACCUGGGGUUCAGCAGCUUGUGGGCGUCACUCAUCUCUUCCUGCCCCCUUCCGCUGUAUGUGAUCGCUGCUCUCAUGGCAUCGCUUGGCUUCGGGCUCUUCAUACAAACUGCGAUCUUGGUGAUAAUGCCUGGAGUAACGAACAGGGCCACGCUGACUGAUGGUGUUCACAUCCUUGCCCUACAGCAUCCUUGGCGCCCCGGGACUUCCUCAUGCGCAGGAAGCCACCGCGGCAGAAUUGGGAGGGGCAUGGCAGUCGGAGAAGAUGGUUCCUUCAGGCUACAACCAGCCAGGAGUAGCUGCUCGUGUUGA